Megalopta genalis is the source of this 4613-nucleotide messenger RNA. RefSeq names its product splicing factor 3B subunit 1 (gene Sf3b1). Gene Ontology annotation, biological process: spliceosomal complex assembly. Lineage: Eukaryota; Metazoa; Arthropoda; Insecta; Hymenoptera; Halictidae. The record is from RefSeq and is a predicted model, not a curated record. Gene Ontology annotation, molecular function: mRNA binding.
ACUUGGAACUACUGUAGUUUUUGGAUGCCCGUGGUGCGAUCGUGGUAUUUUUUAUGUGAAGUCAAAUAAUUGUGUGUCGGCCUUUAAGAUUGAAAACCGUCACGGAGUGUGCCAUCUUGUAGCAUUGCCAUCGUCAAUAUAAAAAUUGGGUACGGAAUUUGGCCCUUCGCUAUUAUUUUCACCAAAGAGGUUCAAAUCCUCUUUGAAGUGUAUAUUUAAACGAGAUCUGCGGGAAUAACCUACUGUCAGAUUAUAACGCUACAGGAUGGAUUCCAUUCCCAGAACUCAUGAAGAUAUCGAAGCACAAAUAAGAGAAAUCCAAUCGAAAAAGAAAGAAAUACAGAAUGCAACAGCAGAGAAAGAACAAGUAGGUCUAGGAAAGACUGGUUUUUACGAUCAGGAUAUCUAUGAUGGAAGUAACAACAAGUAUGAAGGCUAUGUUACAUCAAUUGCAGCCAAUGAUGAAAUCGAGGAUGAAGACUAUGAACCAACUACGUUCAGUACCAAUAAGAGACCAGGUUAUAAUGCUCCUGCAGCAUUGCUUAAUGAUGUUGCACAGAGUGAAAAGGAUUAUGAUCCAUUUGCGGAUAGACGACGACCCACCAUAGCAGAUAGAGAGGAUGAAUAUAGACAAAAAAGACGAAGAAUGAUUAUAUCUCCAGAACGUGUUGAUCCAUUUGCAGAAGGUGGAAAGACUCCAGACAUCGGUUCUAGAACUUACACAGAGAUUAUGCGAGAACAGUUACUCAAAGGAGAAGAAACAGAGUUAAGAAAGAAACUAGCCGAAAAAGCCAAAGAGGGAACUCUAAAAGCUAACGGUGAACCAAAACCGGCACCGAAAAAAAGAGGCCGUUGGGAUCAAACGGAUGAUGCUCCAACACCUAAAAAGCCAAGUGGUACUACUGCAACACCAACGUCAUGGGAUAAUGCUGACGUAACACCAGCUGCAAUCAGGUGGGACGAAACACCUGGUCAUGGUAAAGGAGGAGAAACUCCUGGUGCAACACCAGGUGUAAGCACAAGAAUGUGGGAUGCUACUCCAGGACAUGCAACACCUGGUGCCGCUACUCCUGGCAGAGAAACCCCUUCUCAUGAGAAAACUGUUUCAAGCCGAAGGAAUCGUUGGGAUGAAACCCCAAAAACUGAACGUGAGACACCUGGGCACAGCAGUGGUUGGGCCGAGACACCGAGGACUGAUCGUGUUGCAGGAGACUUAAUUCAAGAAACUCCGACACCGUCUGCUAGUAAACGUCGAAGUCGAUGGGACGAGACACCUUCGAACCAAACACCUGGAUCCAUGACACCGCAGACUCCUGCGACCCCGCUAACUACGCCUCAUCAGACGUCUAUUUUAACACCCAGCGGAGUAACGCCGACAGGACCCAAAGCUAUGGGUUUGGCUACUCCUACGCCUGGACAUUUAAUGUCAAUGACACCAGAACAGCUUCAAGCAUAUCGUUGGGAAAGAGAAAUUGAUGAAAGAAAUAGACCUCUUUCUGACGAUGAAUUGGAUGCUCUAUUUCCACCUGGGUACAAAGUUCUUCAACCACCGGCAGGAUAUAUUCCGAUUCGUACACCAGCAAGAAAGCUUACCGCUACGCCGACUCCGAUCGCCGGCACUCCGCAAGGUUUCUUUAUUCAAACCGAGGACAAAACCGCAAAAUUUGUAGACAAUCAGCCGAAAGGUAAUUUACCUUUUAUGAAGCCAGAAGAUGCACAAUACUUCGAUAAAUUGUUAGUUGACGUCGACGAAGAAACACUCAGCCCUGAAGAGCAGAAAGAAAGAAAGAUUAUGAAGCUUCUUCUAAAAAUUAAAAAUGGUACACCGCCGAUGAGAAAAGCGGCUCUCAGACAGAUCACUGAUAAGGCCAGAGAAUUUGGCGCUGGUCCAUUAUUUAAUCAAAUACUUCCUCUCCUUAUGUCCCCUACAUUGGAAGAUCAAGAACGGCAUCUUCUUGUAAAGGUCAUUGACCGUAUUUUGUAUAAACUGGAUGAUUUGGUCAGACCUUACGUCCACAAAAUUCUGGUUGUUAUUGAACCUCUGCUGAUUGACGAAGACUAUUAUGCUCGUGUAGAAGGUAGAGAAAUUAUAUCCAAUCUGGCGAAAGCAGCCGGAUUGGCGACGAUGAUUUCCACGAUGAGACCGGAUAUCGACAAUAUCGAUGAAUAUGUGCGUAACACAACAGCAAGAGCUUUCGCUGUUGUAGCUUCAGCAUUAGGAAUUCCUUCGUUGUUACCGUUUCUUAAAGCUGUGUGUCGUAGCAAAAAGUCGUGGCAAGCUCGUCACACAGGUAUCAAGAUAGUCCAACAAAUUGCUAUUCUUAUGGGAUGUGCUAUACUGCCACAUUUAAAGAGUUUAGUCGAAAUUAUAGAACACGGUUUGGUUGAUGAACAACAGAAAGUUCGUACUAUCACUGCUUUGGCAAUUGCUGCCUUGGCUGAAGCGGCUACACCUUACGGUAUCGAAAGCUUUGACUCUGUUUUGAAACCACUUUGGAAAGGUAUUCGUACGCAUAGAGGAAAAGGUUUGGCUGCGUUUUUAAAAGCUAUUGGAUAUUUGAUUCCUCUCAUGGAUGCCGAAUAUGCCAAUUACUAUACUCGUGAAGUAAUGUUGAUUCUUAUUCGCGAGUUUCAAUCACCCGACGAAGAAAUGAAGAAGAUCGUUUUAAAAGUAGUAAAACAAUGUUGUGGAACAGAUGGUGUUGAAGCACAGUACAUCAAGGAUGAGAUCCUGCCACAUUUUUUUAAGCACUUCUGGAAUCAUCGAAUGGCAUUGGAUCGCAGAAAUUACAGACAGCUUGUGGACACGACCGUAGAAAUCGCGAACAAAGUUGGCGCGUCAGAAAUUAUAAACCGUGUUGUGGAUGAUUUAAAAGAUGAAAAUGAACAAUACAGGAAGAUGGUUAUGGAGACCAUUGAGAAAAUAAUGGGUAAUUUGGGAGCUGCUGAUGUUGACUCUCGUUUGGAAGAACAACUCAUAGAUGGUAUAUUAUAUGCGUUCCAGGAGCAGACAACGGAGGAUGUUGUUAUGCUUAAUGGGUUUGGUACUAUUGUAAACACACUAGGAAAAAGAGUGAAGGCGUAUUUACCACAGAUAUGUGGUACAAUAUUGUGGAGAUUGAAUAACAAAUCAGCCAAAGUAAGACAACAAGCCGCUGACUUAAUUUCGCGCAUUGCCGUUGUUAUGAAAACCUGUCAAGAGGAGAAACUAAUGGGUCAUUUAGGCGUUGUUCUUUAUGAAUAUUUAGGAGAAGAAUACCCUGAAGUACUGGGUAGUAUUCUAGGCGCGUUGAAAGCUAUUGUUAAUGUUAUAGGAAUGACAAAAAUGACACCACCGAUUAAAGACUUAUUACCACGACUUACACCCAUCUUAAAGAACAGACAUGAAAAGGUACAAGAAAAUUGUAUCGAUCUUGUAGGAAGAAUUGCAGAUAGGGGACCCGAAUACGUAUCUGCCAGGGAAUGGAUGAGAAUAUGUUUCGAACUUUUGGAAUUGCUGAAAGCACACAAGAAAGCAAUUAGAAGAGCCACAGUGAACACUUUUGGUUACAUUGCAAAGGCGAUAGGCCCUCACGACGUAUUAGCAACUCUAUUGAACAACUUGAAAGUACAAGAACGUCAAAAUCGUGUUUGUACUACUGUAGCUAUAGCUAUUGUCGCUGAAACUUGUAGUCCAUUUACGGUACUUCCUGCACUGAUGAACGAGUAUAGAGUGCCAGAAUUGAACGUGCAGAACGGUGUGCUGAAAUCUUUAUCAUUUUUGUUUGAAUAUAUUGGAGAAAUGGGAAAGGAUUACAUUUAUGCUGUUAGUCCAUUGCUAGAAGAUGCAUUGAUGGAUAGGGAUUUAGUACACAGACAAACAGCCUGCGCCGCAAUUAAACACAUGGCAUUGGGCGUUUAUGGAUUCGGAUGCGAAGACGCGUUAAUACAUUUACUGAAUCAUGUGUGGCCCAACGUUUUUGAAACUUCUCCACAUUUAGUGCAAGCAUUUAUGGAUGCUGUGGAUGGUUUGCGUGUCGCUCUUGGGCCAAUUAAAAUAUUGCAAUAUACUUUACAGGGACUAUUCCAUCCGGCAAGAAAAGUACGCGAUGUAUAUUGGAAAAUUUAUAAUUCUCUUUAUAUAGGUGGACAGGACGCUCUAGUGGCUGGUUAUCCUCGAAUUAUGAAUGAUCCAAAGAAUCAGUACAUUAGAUAUGAAUUGGACUAUGUUUUGUAAUAAUUUAAGUACAUGUAAAAGAUGUGUAUCAUACAUUUAUAUAAUCUUCAAAAGAGAUUAACAUGAUUCGCUUAUUAUGUUUACAAGAACUAGAUAAAUAGUCGUAUGUCACGUAACACAUAAGGUAGACACUACAGUGGAUCAUUAAAAGUAUUUAUUUCUUGGACUUCUUUAAUCAAGUUACACAUCAGUGUCCAUAAGAAAUGAAUUCUAAUUACGGACUUGUUUGAGGAGAAAUGUGUCAGUCCUUAUAUGAAUAAACUGUUUCGUAUCAUAACGGUAGAGAAAUGAUUUCGCUUUAUUAAUUGAUAUAACGUGUCUAUUUAGCUAUUCCCUUAACUAUCACUUUUUAUUGUAGCAAAAGAGAAAUGUAUCAAGUAAUAAUAUGUCGACUGAA